CAAAUCUUGUGCAUUGGCGCGUCGUGCAGCUUACCUCUGAAGUCGAGCCCCCUGCAGGUGGAUCGGCAAGCGUCCCUAUGCUGCGCUUCCCGGAAGAAAUCAUUGUCGAAGACAUGGAGGCCUGCCGUCUGCUUGACACGUGUGAGAGUCACAAAACACCAUCGGACGUCGCGCACCAUCCUAAGAAGCUGGGGUGGCUGCAGAAGAUGCGCGAGGAGCGGCUGUCGAUGCGAGCUGUGGCGCGCGAGGCUGGUGUGGAGCCAGUCAGCAUCCGGCACUGGAGGCAGGCGGAGGCGGACAUGGAGUGCGUUGUUGGCUCUCGACGUCGCCUCACUGGUGCUGGUGUGGAGUCGGCAGUACAUGAAGUCCCACCACCUGGAGGGCGAUUGGCCGGAUUCAGCCAACUGGACGUUCAGGUUCCGUGCAAGGUGUGUCAAGGUCGAAGACCUUGCUCCUACUACAUUCCUAUCACAGGCACCUCACGGACGUGGUGCUGGGCUCCUUCAGGUGGCAUCGCAUCACGCCCGCGAUCAUCCCAGGCGGCUGCACGCCCUCCCUGUAGCCACUCGACGUGUUAGCAAUUGCUGCUUCAAGGCGGGCGUGCGGCGGCACUACAACGAGUGGUUUGCGGCAAGGGGAUCGACACACCCUGUCAGCAACUUGAGGAAGCCGCCACCGGGGUUGGUGGUGCUAUGGGUUGUUCACUCCUAGGACGAUGUACCAGAGGAUGUGAUCGUCCAUGCCUUCAAAACCUGCCGGAUCAGCAACAACCCUGAUGGGAUCGAGGACCACCUGGUUCUCGCUCGUUGUGCACGACGACGUGCACUCCGCCCCAGAAGUCGAGGAGUGGAUUAAUCCACUCUACAUGGCGGGAGAGGAGGUCACGGAGGAGGGGGAUGAGGAGGCUGAGAUGGAGGGAAAGGAGGCAGAUAGGGAGGUAGAGGAGGAGGAGGAGUAUGAGGCAGUGGCGGCAGCAGCAGCAACGGCAGCAAUGGUGGACAAAGAUGCCUCCUCUGCGGAGGCGGCAAGCUUUGGCGACAAGGGAGACAGCUUCUCUGCCUCAUUUGAGAGCUGCAGGAACCUGUCUGUAGUAGCCCUUGAGAGCGGCAUAAUAAUAAUAAUAAUAAUAGUAAUAAUAAUAAUAAUAAUAAUAAUGACAACAACAACAACAAUAAUAAUUAUUAUUAUAAUAAUAAUAAUUAUUAUUAUUAUCCUUUCUCCACUCAAUAUUUAAUACAAAACACGCACUAACUUGGGGGAGGG
Messenger RNA from Closterium sp. NIES-67, 1263 nucleotides. The record is from the annotation of a GenBank genome assembly. NCBI's taxonomy places the organism in Eukaryota, Viridiplantae, Streptophyta, Zygnematophyceae, Desmidiales, Closteriaceae.